AGCGAUGCGGCUACAAAUCGGCCAAGGAGGUGGAUCGUAAAUUAGCACGUGCCCCUCGCUGCUGACAUCGUUUAUUAAUGCUUUCGCGAUGACUGGCCAGGGGUUUGUACUGAAAUUAUUUUUUGUUUGAUAUUGAAGACAAAACAGGAAGACAAGAAGAAGCAGAGAAGAAGAGAAGAAGAGAAGAGGAUAUAACAAGAGAAUAUAGCAAGAAAAGGAGACAAGAAAGGCAUUCACAAGGAGGAUAUAUACCCCCUAGCAAACCACCACUCAAAUACUGAGCGCAUCUGAUCUCUGACUCAGAUUCAACACCAUGGCCCGCGACAAACCAGCCCCGACAAAGCUCUCAGAGCAAGAGCGAUUCGUGUCGUGCAUCUCAGAUAUCGCGCUCGCGCUCGUCGAGUCGCUGCAGACCUCCAACAAAGACGUCAACCUCAACGGCCUCGUCGGCCGGCUGUCGAAAAAAUACAAGCUCAAGCAUCAGCCGCGGUUGACGGAUAUCAUCUCGGGCAUCCCUGAUCAGUACAAGAAGUAUCUGCUGCCAAAGUUGAAGGCGAAGCCUGUGCGGACGGCGUCUGGUAUCGCGGUGGUCGCUGUCAUGUGCAAACCACACCGAUGCCCACAUAUCGCAUACACAGGCAAUAUCUGCGUCUACUGCCCCGGCGGUCCCGACUCGGAUUUCGAAUACUCCACACAGUCCUACACUGGCUACGAGCCCACGUCGAUGCGCGCGAUCCGCGCCCGCUACGAUCCCUACGAGCAGGCGCGCGGCCGCAUCGAGCAGCUGCGCCAGCUCGGCCACACGGUCGACAAGGUCGAGUACAUCAUCAUGGGCGGCACGUUCAUGUCCCUGCCGAUCGAGUACCGCGAGUGGUUCAUCAGCAACCUGCACAACGCGCUCUCGGGCUACUCGACCCCCUCGCACUCGACCACGCUCGCGUCCGCCAAGCUCGUCGACGAGGCAGUCACAAUGUCGCAGUACUCGCAGACAAAAUGCGUCGGCAUCACGAUCGAAACCCGGCCUGACUACUGCCUCGACCAGCACCUGUCCGACAUGCUCCGCUACGGCUGCACCCGCCUCGAGAUCGGCGUGCAAUCAGUGUACGAGGACGUCGCGCGCGACACCAACCGCGGCCACACCGUCAAAGCCGUCUGCGAAACCUUCUGUCUCGCCAAAGACGCGGGCUUCAAAGUCGUCUCGCACAUGAUGCCGGACCUGCCAAACGUCGGCAUGGAGCGCGACCUCGAUCAGUUCCGCGAGUACUUUGAAAACCCGGCCUUCCGCACCGACGGCCUCAAGAUCUACCCGACGCUCGUCAUCCGCGGCACGGGGCUCUACGAGCUCUGGAAAGCAGGCAAAUACACUUCCUACCCCGCGACCGCGCUCGUCGACCUCGUCGCGCGCAUCCUCGCCCUCGUCCCGCCAUGGACGCGCAUCUACCGCGUCCAGCGCGACAUCCCGAUGCCUCUCGUCACCGCCGGCGUCGAGAACGGCAAUCUGCGCGAGCUGGCUCUCGCGCGCAUGCGCGACUUUGGCGCGACCUGCCGCGACGUGCGCGCGCGCGAGGUCGGCAUCCAGGAAGUGCACCACCGCGUGCGGCCGGAGCAGGUCGAGCUCGUCCGCCGGGACUACACCGCCAACGGCGGAUGGGAGACUUUUCUCGCGUACGAGGAUCCGAAGCAGGAUAUCCUCGUCGGCCUGCUGCGUCUGCGUCUGUGUUCCGAGCGCACGACGUUCCGCAAGGAACUCAAGGGCCAGCGCACGAGUCUUGUGCGCGAGCUGCACGUCUACGGCAGCGUGGUCCCGCUGCAUUCGCGCGAUCCCCGGCAGUUUCAGCACCAGGGCUUCGGCACGCUGUUGAUGGAGGAGGCGGAGCGCAUUGCGCGCGAGGAGCACGGGAGCGCAAAGAUCAGUGUGAUUAGCGGGGUGGGUGUGAGGAACUAUUAUGCGCGGCUGGGGUAUUUCUUGGACGGGCCGUAUAUGUCCAAGAUGUUGUGAUGUAUAUAGGUUGUAGUGGGAUGGGCAUUGUAGGCGUUUAUCUGUAUUUACGAUU
This is a messenger RNA of Myxozyma melibiosi, 2054 nucleotides long. RefSeq lists its product as uncharacterized. Lineage: Eukaryota; Fungi; Ascomycota; Lipomycetes; Lipomycetales; Lipomycetaceae. The record is from RefSeq and is a predicted model, not a curated record. Gene Ontology annotation, biological process: tRNA wobble base 5-methoxycarbonylmethyl-2-thiouridinylation. The transcript is spliced from 2 exons. The coding region runs from base 314 to 1999 and encodes 561 amino acids. Gene Ontology annotation, cellular component: elongator holoenzyme complex; nucleus; cytoplasm. Gene Ontology annotation, molecular function: iron-sulfur cluster binding; acyltransferase activity, transferring groups other than amino-acyl groups.